Molecule: messenger RNA, 1794 nt
Organism: Ricinus communis (castor bean)
Lineage: Eukaryota; Viridiplantae; Streptophyta; Magnoliopsida; Malpighiales; Euphorbiaceae
Product: DNA polymerase delta small subunit
Exons: 15
Coding region: 92-1411 (439 amino acids)
Biological process (GO): DNA strand elongation involved in DNA replication; DNA replication
Cellular component (GO): delta DNA polymerase complex
Molecular function (GO): DNA binding
Source: RefSeq, a predicted model, not a curated record
AGUUGAUUUCACAUUUCAAUUUGAAAUCUUGAAUACAUAUAAACCUAGAGCAAGCUAAUUUACUCAGCUCGUCUCUGCUUCAUUUCCCGCCAUGGAGAUCGACAAUGAGAAAAGUCUCCACAGAAAGCAAUGCACUUAUGCCUCAUUGGAUGAGACAUAUGAGAUUCAAAAUGAGACGUACAGAGGGCAGCAAUACAGCCAAAUAUACUUUGCUCGUCUUCACAUGAUUAGAACUUUGCUCUAUUCUCUUGUUCCUCUUUGGAAAUCCCAUUUGCCUGUUUGCACAGUUUUGGGACUGGUAGAAGGCAAGGAAUGUAUCAUUGUCGGAACAUUGUAUAAGCACAUGAAACUCAAACCCUGUAUUCUUGAUGAGUACUCUAAAGAGAGAUCUGCAAUUCCACUGGUCAAGCCUCAUAAUUUUAUGCACCUGGAUGAUCAUUUAGUUUUGGAAGAUGAGAGUGGAAGAGUCAAGCUUGGAGGUGAUAUGCUUACGCCUUCAGCAUAUGUAACAGGCCUUGUUGUUGCUUUGCAUGGAAAGGAAACUGGUGCAGGCGACUUCAUGGUUCUUGAUGUCCUCGAAGCUGGUCUGCCACCACAGAUAGAACUGCCACUUCAGUCAAGAGAGGACAAGUAUGUAGUUUUUGUUUCUGGGCUGAAUGUUGGGAGCAGCACAUUUAACCCUCUCCAAUUUCAGCUUCUGGUUGAUCAUAUAACAGGGCAUCUAGGAAAUGAGAAGGAACAAGCUAUUGCAGCAGAGAUAGUUCAUGUCGUGAUUGCUGGGAAUUCAGUUGAAAUUCCUCAUGGACUUCUUAAUGGACAAAAUUUGGCUUCAAAGGAUCAAUCAAGAUUAUCCGAGCCGGUGAAAGAGCUAGAUAUAUUUUUGUCUCAGAUUGCUGCAAGUAUGCCAAUGGAUAUCAUGCCUGGAUCCAAUGACCCAGCAAACUUCUCCUUACCUCAGCAGCCUCUGCACAGAUGCCUUUUCCCUGGAUCAGCAGCUUAUAACACUUUUAGGUCCUGUACUAAUCCUCAUUGCUUUGAGCUUGACAAUAUCAGGUUUCUUGGAACAUCAGGUCAAAAUAUUGAUGAUCUUGAGAAGUAUUCAGAGGCAAAGGAUAAGCUUGAAUUUAUGGAAAGGACAUUAAAAUGGAGACAUCUAGCACCAACAGCACCUAAUACUCUUGGUUGUUAUCCUUUCACUGAUAGGGAUCCUUUCCUGAUUGAGAGCUGCCCUCAUGUAUAUUUUGUUGGUAAUCAGGAUAAAUACGGAACUCGCCUAUUAAAAGGUUCAGAAGGGCAGUUGUCAAGGCUCAUUUCCAUUCCAAAAUUCUGUGAGACUGGUGUUGCUGUUGUGCUUAACAUGAGAAAUCUUGAAUGCCACACUCUUAGUUUUGGGACUCAAUUUGGCUCAUAAUCAUGAGGAAAUGGAUAUGUGAGGUAAUGGCAGCUGCCUGCUCAGAUGUUUCUAGCAUGCAGAGAAUCCGUAAUGUAGUCUUAUUCAUUUUCUGAUGAGCCGCACGAAGAAUGCAGAAUUCCCGAAAAGAUGGUUGAGACCUGGUAACUUGAGAAGGGUUAGCACCAGAUGGCAUCCAAGUGUAAUAUGUAUUUCUGAAGUGGAUUCCUUGUGCAUUUUACAAUGUAAUUUAACCUUCUUAACUCUGGAAUUCAUGGAUCAUUUGCCUCUGGCGUUUUGCUUUUUCUUUUGCCUUCCUAAUUUUUUACUUUUGGUAUACCAGACAAGACAUGUAUGUCCGAGCCAUGACCCUGUCUAAAGAUUAUAUAGGCGUGAGUUUCAUC